AUGAUCCUAACUUCAAUGAAACAUGCGAUAGCGACGAAGAAUUUUCCCCGUGGAAAGAAGUUUUCAUCGGAAAGAUCCCCAUCAUGGUGAAGUCUUCGUAUUGCUCCCUAUGCUCUCUGGAAGAAGACCAGUUAACCGAUGUCAAUGAAUGCCCAUAUGAUCAGGGUGGUUAUUUCAUUAUAAACGGAUCCGAAAAAGUCUUGAUCGCCCAAGAAAGGCUAGCAAAUAACAUGAUAUUUGUAUUCAGGACACAAAAACCAUCUUCAUACUCCUACACCGCAGAAAUUAAAAGCUCGGCUGAGAAGGGGUUGGUUAUUAGAACCUUUACUCUCAAGCUACAGGCGAAAUCAGGGGAAUCAGAGGAUUCAGAGCAAUUUAUUCACGCAAGUAUACCCUUUGUCAAAAAAGACAUUCCAGUAAAGAUAUUGUUUGUUGCUCUUGGGAUUUCCUGUGAGAAAGACAUUUUACAGCUCACGGGAGCAAGUCCGAGCGAUGGCGAAUUCACCGAAGCCAUAAAACCAUGUCUCAGAGAAAGUUUUGCAAUUCAAACCAGACAGGUAAAUCCUAUUGUGCAGCUCGGUAAUUCGACGUACGAGCGUCGAAGAACUCUUAUUGAAUCCAAAAAAUUUUCGCAGGUCGCGUUGGAUUAUAUUGGCAAGAGAGCAACAUCUCCUGGUACCCCUCUGGAUAAACGAAGAAGGGAAUUAGAUGACCGAGAUCAUUUCGGAAAAAAAAGACUUGAUCUCGCCGGAGCCUUGUUGUCCAAUUUGUUUAACAAUUUGUUUAGAAGAAUGGUCAAAGACAUGACUACCCUUAUAAAGAAAAUGCUCGCGGAUAGACGUGAAAUUAAUCUCGAGAUGGUUAUUAAGCCUCAGACAAUAACAAACGGAAUGAGGUAUUCUUUGGGGACUGGUAAUUGGGGCGAAGCGAAGAAGGCGAUGCAGUCAAGAUCCGGGGUUGCCCAAGUAUUAAACAGAUACACGUAUGUGUCCACUUUAUCUCACCUGAGAAGAUGUAAUACACCAAUUUCACGUGAAGGGAAAGUUACCAGGCCGCGUUAUUUGCACAACACUCACUGGGGUUACGUCUGCCCGUCGGAAACUCCCGAAGGGCAGGCAUGCGGACUCAUGAAGAACUUGUCCCUAAUGGCAUAUAUCUCUGUGGGUACUCCAACAAAUAUUAUCGUCGAACAUAUAAAUGCAACAGGGAUGAUGGAUUCCAUUGGUUUUCAAACCGAGAUGCGACAGGAGAUACAUUCAGCUACAAAAGUCUUAAUAAACGGUAACUGGAUUGGCGUCACUGACAGCGAUAUUCAUUUAUAUAACACCUUGAAGAAUUUGAAAAGAAGUGGGGAUUUUCCGUUCGAUGUCAGCAUCGUUAAUGAUAUUCGCUCUAAAGAAAUAAGGGUGUAUUCGGAUCCUGGAAGAGUUUGUAGGCCGUUAUUCGUGGUCAAUGAUUCGAAAUUAGAAAUAACACCGGAACACGUACGAAAAAUAGAGAGGAAUAAACUGGAUGAGCUUGAAGAAGAAACAUACGAUUGGGAAGCUUUAGUUUAUGAAGGGUUGAUUGAAUAUCUUGAUGCUGAAGAGGAGGAGUUUUCGCUUAUUUGCAUGACGCCCGAAGACUUGAGGGAUUCACGAGUUCAAUUUGCAUACGAAUCCAUGAAUAUGAAACCUCCGACGGUCAAGCGUAGCUUAGCUGAACGAUCGAAGGCUCCUACUGCCCAUUCUGACAGGUGGACUCACUGUGAGAUUCAUCCGAGCAUGAUAUUGGGUGUCGCCGCCAGCCUCAUUCCUUUUCCAGAUCACAAUCAAUCUCCUCGUAAUACGUAUCAAUCUGCCAUGGGAAAACAGGCCAUGGGAAUAUACUCGACCAAUUAUCAGUCGAGGAUGGAUGUAGUUGCAAAUAUACUAUACUAUCCACAGAAGCCUCUUGUGACCACAAAAGUCAUGGAAUACCUCAAAUUCCGCGAAUUACCUGCUGGACAUAACGCAAUUGUUGCGAUACUUUGCUAUGAAGGUUAUAAUCAAGAGGAUUCAAUAAUUAUGAAUCAGGGCAGCGUCGAUCGAGGUAUAUUUAGAAGUUUCACCUUUAGAAGUUACCAAGAAAAUGAAAAGAAAAAGGGGGUGUUGAGAUUUGAAGAGAUAAUGAAACCGACCAAUGACAAUACGGCUGGGUUACGUCUCGGUAGUGCCGACAAACUCGACGCAGAUGGAGCCGUAACACCUGGAAUGUCAGUGGCAGAAGGGGACAUUUUGAUCGGUAAAACAACUCCUAUUACUCCUCAAAAUGCAAUGUUCGGCCAAAAAAAAGAAACCCAGACCCAUCGUAAUAUAUCAACAACGCUGAGACAUUCGGAAGCAGGAUUCGUGGAUCGUGUUGUAGUCACCUCAGAUCAAGACUCCAUGAAAUCCGUAAAAGUUCGAAUUAGAAAUACGCGUAUCCCUGAAAUGGGAGACAAAUUUGCAAGUAGACAUGGUCAAAAAGGCACCAUCGGUAUCUUGCGUCGCCAAGAAGAUAUGCCUUUCACUUGUGACGGCAUAAUCCCAGAUAUUAUUAUCAAUUCCCAUGCCAUCCCUAGUCGAAUGACUAUUGGUCACUUAAUUGAAUGUUUGCUAGGAAAGCUUGUUGUCAUUACCGGAAAUGAAGGGGAUUCCACGCCUUUUACUGAUGUCACAGUUGAAUCCAUUUCAUCAAAACUUAAAGAGUUGGGUCAUCAUCCUUAUGGAAAUGAAGUCAUGUAUAAUGGAUAUACAGGAAAGAAAUUAAGAGCUCACGUAUACAUUGGCCCAACUUAUUAUCAACGAUUGAAACAUAUGGUACACGAUAAGAUCCAGUAG
This is a messenger RNA of Acaulospora colombiana, 2840 nucleotides long. Lineage: Eukaryota; Fungi; Glomeromycota; Glomeromycetes; Diversisporales; Acaulosporaceae. The record is from the annotation of a GenBank genome assembly.